This is a messenger RNA of Diceros bicornis minor, 3015 nucleotides long. RefSeq names its product glomulin, FKBP associated protein (gene GLMN). Gene Ontology annotation, molecular function: ubiquitin-protein transferase inhibitor activity. Bases 291 to 2168 code for a protein of 625 amino acids. NCBI's taxonomy places the organism in Eukaryota, Metazoa, Chordata, Mammalia, Perissodactyla, Rhinocerotidae. The transcript has 19 exons. Gene Ontology annotation, cellular component: cytoplasm. The record is from RefSeq and is a predicted model, not a curated record.
GGUGGGGCCCGAACGUCAAGGCGAGCAGGAAUCGGGAGAAAUGGCUUCCCUUGGAUGCCGCCCGCACGCGCGCUGGGGUUUCAUCCGCCCUGGAGCGCGCAGCCGUGAGGACCCCGCCGACCCGCGACCCCACUGUGGGCCUGGGGCUCGGCCUUCCUGCUGGGAGAAACGAUGACCGGUGGCAACGGAACGGUGUUGUCCUGAGGGCCGCCGGUUGCCUCGUCUGCGUGCGAUAUAGUGAUUUCACUGACUGGAUUGAUUAUUUUGGGGAGUGCAUCUCUUAUAGAGAAAUGUCUCGGUCACGCUUGGGGUGGAGGGCGUCUGAACUUGCACCCUCUCUGGUACAUUUCAGCCUCAAACUAGGAAAAACAGGAAUGGCUGUGGAGGAACUUCAAUCUAUAAUAAAGAGAUGUCAAAUCCUAGAUGAGCAAGACUUUAAAGAAGAAGAUUUUGGCCUAUUUCAGUUAGCAGGCCAAAGAUGCUUAGAUGAAGGGCACAUAGACCAGCUAUUAGAAAUUAUUCAAAGUGAAAAGAAUAAGGUCAUCAUCAAGAAUAUGGGCUGGAAUCUUAUUGGGCCUGUUGUUCGAUGCCUUUUAUGGAAUGAUAAGGAAGAUGAUAAAAGAAAAUACUAUUUUCAGAUGCUUGAUUUAUUAGUAAAGUUAUGUAAUCCAAAGGAAUUAUUGUUGGGUUUGCUUGAACUGAUUGAAGAGCCCUCUGGAAAACAGAUAUCCCAAAUUAUCCUUCUUUUACUUCAGCCAUUACAAACAGUGAUUCAGAAACUUCAUAACAACAAGGCAUAUUCAGUUGGAUUAGCAUUGUCUACCCUUUGGAGUCAGCUAUCUGUCCUUCCUGUUCCAUACUCAAAAGAACAAAUACAAACAGAUGACUAUGGCCUUUGUCAGUGUUGCAAGGCCUUAAUAGAGUUCACUAAGCCUUUUGUGGAAGAAGUCAUGGAUGACAAAGAACACUCACUUGAAAAUGAAAAGUUAAAGGAUGAAUUACUGAAAUUUUGUUUCAAAAGUUUGAAAUGCCCUUUGCUGACAGCACAAUUCCUUGAGCAGUCUGAAGAAGCUGGAAAUGAUCCUUUAAGGUAUUUUGCAUCUGAAAUAAUAGGUUUUUUAUCAGCAAUUGGACAUCCUUUCCCCAAAGUGAUUUUUAAUCAUGGAAGGAAAAAGAGGACUUGGGAUUAUCUUGAAUUCGAGGAAGAAGAAGACAAACAAUUAGCAGACUCUAUGGCUUCUCUGGCAUAUCUAGUAUUUGUACAGGGCAUCAGUAUUGAUCAGCUUCCAAUGGUCUUAAGCCCAUCGUACCUUUUACAAUUUAAUAUGGGGCAUAUUGAAGUCUUUUUGCAAAGAACAGAAGAGUCUGUUUUCUCCAAAGGAUUGGAUCUGUUGGAGAAUGGAUUAUUGAGAAUAGAAGAUAACAGUCUACUUCACCAGUACUUAGAAAUCAAGAGUUUUCUUACUGUACCUCAGGGCUUAGUCAAAAUAAUGACACUUUGCCCCAUUGAGACAUUGAGGAAAAAGAGUUUAGCUAUGCUUCAGCUGUAUAUUAACAAGUUGGAUUCACAAGGAAAAUAUACAUUAUUUAGGUGCUUAUUGAAUACAAGUAAUCACUCAGGUGUGGAGGCCUUUAUUAUUCAAAAUAUCAAAAAUCAAAUUGACAUAUCAUUAAAGAGAACGCAUAACAACAAAUGGUUUAUAGGACCACAGCUGAUUUCCCUUCUAGAUUUGGUACUCUUUCUCCCAGAGGGUGCUGAAACAGACCUACUGCAAAACUCAGAUAGGAUAAUGGCUUCAUUAAAUUUAUUGAGGUAUUUGGUUAUCAAAGAUAAUGAAAAUGACAACCAAACUGGAUUGUGGACAGAACUUGGAAAGAUUGAGAAUAAUUUCUUAAAGCCACUCCAUACAGGACUUAAUAUGUCAAAAGCACAUUAUGAAGCAGAAAUUAAAAAUAGCCAGGAAAAUAGCCAAGAAGUCCAGAAUUCUAAAGAUCUCUGUUCUGUAACUGUAGGUGGAGAAGAGAUCCCUAAUAUGCCUCCUGAAAUGCAGCUUAAGGUUCUACAUUCAGCUCUUUUCACAUUUGAUUUGAUUGAAAGUGUUCUGGCUCGAGUAGAAGAACUCAUUGAAAUGAAAACAAAGUCUACCUCUGAAGAAAAUAUGGGAUAAAUUGAAAGCUCCAUCUCCUAAAUAAAAAAACUAAUAAAAUACCGUAUUUUCCAUUAUGAUUUAUUUAAUACCUUUAUAAAAAUUUUUCUGUACAACACUCCCUGAUAGAAAAAUAAAUGUAGCUUUUCUCAUUUAUCAGUUUCUGUAAUGACACAUUAUGGAUCAGCAGUAUUCUUUGGUUUUAUAAAGAUAUCUACAUGGUAAAUAAUCCCAUAUAUGUAUUCUAAAUACUACUGUUGAAAAUCCAAUACAAAUUAAUAAUUUUUUAUUUUAAUUUCAUAAAAUAUAGUUGAAUUGCCUUCAUUCAUACAAUUGUAGCGAGUUUAUAAAAAUACUGAUACAUUUUAUGUUCCAGUUGGAUGCUGUGUUACAUUUUAGAAUUCCUAGUGUCAAACUGGAUAUCACACGACUAAGAGUGUAGAGAGGUUCUGAGUUAAGGCCAGUUGACUGCUUCUCUUAAUUCUCUCUUUCCCUGCCUCAGGAGGAGUAUUAGAGGGCACAGUCCCAUCACCACCUCCCUAGCAGCAGUUACAGUGUGAAAGCAUCUGUGAAGAUUAAUUUUAGAAAUACUGACUGCCCUUGUGGAAAAGCUAAAAAGUAUGUAUGACUUUCCUUUAGUCUAAGGGGCUAUUUAGAAAAUGCUGUAUUUUUAUUUUCUAGUAAAUAUUUGCCUGUCCAACUUAAUUUGUAUCAUUAAGAAACAAUCUGAGUUUUAUAAUAUAUGUAUGUACCAAUUUUUUUAAACGUUAUUAAUUACUCAACAAAAUAAAAUCACUUAAUUGUAUACCUUUUAUUAUUUUAAUUUAAAAAUCUUUAAAGUAAAUAUAUGCAUUUGAACAUUAUAAUU